AUUAUUUCAAUACUACAACAUUCAAAACUUUUCCCGUGUCAAAUAAUUUGUAUAGUAGUUAUUUUUGGACUUUUCCUAUACAGAAAUUUCCGUUGAGAUAGAUCUACUCGUUGUUAUAGAAUAGUUACUACAGCGAUCACAUGCGCAAUAUUAUUUAAAAACUUAAACAGCUGAAAAAUUGUAAUUUUAUUCGCAAAAUUUAUUUUCCACCAAUUCAAUUCAAAUAGUUUCAGAAACUGAUGGAUACAUUUUUCAAAAAUAAAAACUUCAAUAGUGAACGACCGACCAUGGCCGCGAACGCGUUGUCCGCCUUGAGAGAGAUCGACGAAGCUCUGCACGACACCGCCAAACCGUGGAACAGUCUGUUCGUCUGGGCCGAAGAACGGAGCGGCAUCAGCCGUUUGAAACUGUUCUUCGGAGUCGUUUGCGCCACGUGCAUGUUCCUGAUCACGGGCAGCACGUGGGCGAUGCUGGCGAGUGACCUGCUCGGAUUCGCGUAUCCCGCUUACGCGACCACCGUGCUGAUGAUGGAAUCCGUCGGACAGUUGCCGUCCGGUGUGGCCAGCCCGCCGACCAACGGCCGCGAGUCCGUAUCGCCGGCCAACCGGUGGUUCACGUAUUGGUUGCUGUUGGCGGCCACGUUGUCGGUGCAGCAUCUGUGCGGGGGCUUGCUGCGGUUGGUGCCGUUCUAUUGCCUGAUCAAGACCGCGUUUUUUGCCUGGUGCGCAGCACCGAUCGAGGCCAAUGGUGCCGCGUACGUGUACGCCGUCGUCGUGAGCCGUUAUUUCAGCCACGGGCGUUGACCAGCCGCACGAACAGGACAAGUCCAUAGCAUAUUUUGUACGUUUUUUAGUUAAAUAAAAAUAAAGCCAAACAAAAUUUCCACUUGAUAUUUUUUUUCACCUAUAGUCAAAUGUUAUAACGCCAAUCGAAGACAAUUAAAAAAGCAUAAUCUUCUUGAGUGGACGCCACACCCGCAUAUUUGUUGUCGUCACCAUCUUACAAGUGUGUAACAUGGACAGCAUUUAAGUACAGCUUCAUUGGUAAUAUUAAAGGCAAUGGUACAACGGUUAUUACGAUAUUUCGAUUAUUAAGCAACUUAUGAGUAGAAUAUGUGAAAUAUUGUGAUUUAAAAAUGCUCAAAACCCAUGUAAAAUCUAUCGUUAAAAGUCCAUACGUACAAACAUUGAUAUGAGAUAUUAACCUAAAAUGUGAAAAUAAUUCAUUCACACUAAUAUUAAGACCAACAAAGCUAAACGUUUACUGCUGUACUAAAAUGUAAUAUUAUGGUACUCACUUGUUAUGCUGGAGCCAACAAAUGCGGGUGUGCCGUCCUGUGAUGAUGACAAUAUCUUACUAUUGACUAUUGAUAUUAAAAUAAAUAUAGUUUGACAAUGAAAAAAACUAGUCAGUGGUUCAUUUUGUUUGGAUUUUUUUUUGAUUUACUAAUAAAUGCAUUACGCACUAUUGUCAUAAUAUAUUCAUCGACGAAGGCAUUGACGAUUACUAUGAAUGUGUACUUAAUGACAGAGUUUUUGGCCAGCGCUGCAGGGCGCCGCGGUGGUGCGCCAGAACUGGAUUAGAAUAUAAAUUGGACAACCACCGCACCUAAACACCGGAAUCAAGUGUGCCUGCGGUCAUCGACACUACCACAGCACCGGAACUUGGCGCGAUCACUGCAAUUGAGUGUUGCUGCACUUUGCACAGUAGCCACCGAACUUGAACUGAUCAUUUUCAGCCAACUAUUUUAUGCAUACGUAUAGAACUCCGCUGCAGGUCUGUGACCGGAAGGGCUUGAAUUUAUAACCGGGGGAAUUUUCAAUGGGGGGGGAGACAUGUUACGACUUAUAAGUCACUAUAAAUGUUACUGAAUUGUGGGAGUAAAACCAAAGAUACAAGUAAAGAGGCUUUAGGGGACGAGCAUACCAACAUUUCUAAUUGCUUAUAAGUUAUAACCAUCGUCCACGGUAUACGAGUAAUGAGUAUAUGUAUAGAUAUCUUAGCCCGUGCUUAUAACUGUAAAAUGUGAGAAUUGUUAAUUGCUAUAUUUAGUAUCAUAUUAUCUUAGUCCGUGCUGAAUAUUAUAUUAUUACCAUUACGCCGUUUGAUGCAGCAGUUGACAACUCAUACACACACAUUGACUGGCAAGUACUUAUCAAGAUUUCAUAACGUUUUUCUCGUGCUCUGUAUAGUUAAUACAUCUUAUUGUAAAUAAUGGCAAAGAACAUCGUGACCUACGUAUCGUAAAGGUGAUAAUAUUAAAGGGGGGAUUAACCCCUAAUCUCCACUCCCCUGAACCCGGCACGACCUUAUUAUUGCAGUUUUUUAUGCAUUUUGAUAGAUAUAAUAUAGGUUUAAUGUUGUUAUUAACUAAAAA
This is a messenger RNA of Myzus persicae (green peach aphid), 2377 nucleotides long. RefSeq names its product receptor expression-enhancing protein 5-like. The record is from RefSeq and is a predicted model, not a curated record. The transcript has a single exon. NCBI's taxonomy places the organism in Eukaryota, Metazoa, Arthropoda, Insecta, Hemiptera, Aphididae. Bases 240 to 803 code for a protein of 187 amino acids.